Molecule: messenger RNA, 1251 nt
Organism: Aspergillus nidulans FGSC A4
Lineage: Eukaryota; Fungi; Ascomycota; Eurotiomycetes; Eurotiales; Aspergillaceae
Product: epoxide hydrolase family protein
Exons: 9
Coding region: 1-1251 (416 amino acids)
Molecular function (GO): ether hydrolase activity; catalytic activity
Source: RefSeq, a predicted model, not a curated record
AUGACUGCUCCCUUCACUAAGCUCCCUUCCACCGCGACCAUCACGCCAUCUUCGUUUCGCGUCGCGAUUCCGGAUGAGCAACUCUCCGACUUGAAGACAUUGCUCAGGCUCUCCAGGACUGCCCCCCAGACGUAUGAAAACCUCCAGGAAGACGGCCGGUAUGGUGUCACCCAUAAGUGGUUGUCUACCAUGAAGGAGGAGUGGCUGAACAAUUUCGACUGGCGAGCAGUUGAAGAGCAUGCCAACAUCUUCCCGCAGUACACAACUGAGAUCGAGGGUUUGACUAUUCAUUUCGCAGCCCUGUUCUCGGAAAAAGCAGAUGCGGUUCCUAUUGUGCUGCUUCAUGGAUGGCCUGGGAGCUAUUUCGAGUUUCUUCCGCUGCUUCAACUUUUCAAGGACGAGUACUCUCCCAGUACUCUGCCGUAUCAUCUGAUCGUGCCUUCACUACCUGGAUACACCUUUUCAUCCGGCCCGCCACUUGAUAGAGACUUUAAGAAUGCCGAUUCAGCCCGCAUUGUCGAUAAACUGAUGAGAGGUCUCGGUUUUUCCGGCGGAUAUGUAUCUCAAGGAGGCGACAUUGGAAGCACCGUUGCUCGGAUAUUAGCUGUAGGCUACAACAGUUGUAAAGCGGUUCACCUCAACUUCUGCCCUUUGGUUAAGCGUCCAGAGGGGAUCUCAGACGAAUAUCACAACGAGCUUGAGAAACGCGGUUUCGAGCGCUCGAAUUGGUUUCUUACGUACGGCAAGGCAUACGCAGAAGAACAUGGCACCAAACCAGCCACAAUCGGUCAUGUUCUUGCCUCCAGUCCUCUGGCAUUGCUUGCAUGGAUCGGAGAGAAAUAUCUCGACUGGCCAGACACUCCCUUUUCCAAACACAAAAUACUAGAACUGGUUACCCUUUACUGGUUCACGGAGUCCUUUCCCAGGGCUAUAUACCCCUACCGCCAAACAAACCCCAUCCCGCCCGGCCCUUCACCCUUUUUAAAUGAGCUUUAUAUCCACAAGCCAUUCGGGUUCUCCUACUUCCCUAAGGAGCUAAUUCCUGUUCCAGAAUCCUGGGUUGCGAAGACUGGGAAUCUGGUGUACUUCAAACAGCACUCUGAGGGUGGGCAUUUCGCGGCAUUGGAAUUACCUGAGAAAUUCAAGGAGGACCUGUCGGAGUUCGUGACGCAGGUGUGGUCUAGUGCUUCCAAGACAUACCUAGCUUUGCGAUAUAGAUCGCCGCCAACUGCCAAGACCGCGCAAAAGUAA